AUGACCAAGCUUACAACACACUUACUUCCACCAGAGCAAUAUGGGGGAAGACAAGGUUAUUGUGCUACUGAUGCUGUUUUGGAACUUGUCCAAAGAAUUGAAACUAGUAAAGAAAAAAUUUCAGCUAUGCUCAUUGAUAUUCAAGGAGCUUUUGAUAAUGUUAACAGAAAUAUAUUGGCAGACACAAUGGAGGAUAUGAAACUACCCAAAGCACUUAUAAACUGGACGUACCAAUUUGUAAGUGAAAGAGAAGCUAGUAUGCUCAUGGACCGAAGAAAAGGAUCAGUGCAAAAAAUUAGUACUGGAAUUCCGCAAGGCUCACCUAUUUCACCACUACUUUUUUUGAUAUAUUCCACACCAAUGUAUCAUGCCAUUAAAGAAUGGGGUGGAACUCCUUUUGGCUUUAUUGAUGAUGUGACUAUUACCGUUGAAGGUAAAAUUGAAGAAAAUACCAAAAGCUUAAGCAACAUAUUAGAAAAAUGUUGUAAUUGGGCUAAAUCAAGAAUGACCAAAAUUGAUUUGGGUGAUAAAUUGGGUUUUAUUCAUUUUACAAAAAAUGUGAAACCUAAAGAUGAGAAAGUGCAACUUACUUUACCUAAUGGAGAACUUCGUGAACCCCAGAAGGAAGUUAAAUUGCUUGGAAUUACUUUGAACAAUCUGCUUGAUUUUAAAUCUCAUAUUUUGAAUAAAAUCAAUAAAGCAAGAAAAGCUGUUGGUGCUAUUUGGCAUCUUGGUGGCGUGCAAAAAGGUAUGCGAGGGUCUGCAGUCAGAUCACUGUAUAUUGCUUGCGUGAGACCAAUUGUCGAAUAUGGCUUAGAAAUUUGGCAUCACAAAAUUUUGAAAGGAGAAAUCCACAAGUUGGAAGUAAUGCAGAAUAUGGCUUUAAGAAGAAUUGUUGGUGCUUAUCGCACAACUCCUAUUGCGGUACUACAAAAGGAAGCUGGUAUUAUGCCAUAUAGUAUUAGGCUAAAAUUUAUGGUGGCACGAAAAGCUAUUCGUUUACACCUAAAUAUUAGCAAAACUAAUCCUAUUAAUGGUCAUUUGUUAACAUUGAUUGAGAAAUCUCCAAUUGCAAAGCUAACCACGCUUUACAUGUUGGCGAAAGAUGAUAGAGACUAUAUGAUUAAAAUAGAUGAAAAACGAAAAUGCAAGAGGGUUGAACCUCUUACACUGAAACAACAACAAAAUCAGACGAUUGGAAUUUUGAAAAAACAAGCAAUGGAAGAAUGGCAAGAAAUGUAUUGGAACAGCAGUAAGGAUCUGUGGUAUCAUAAUAUCACAGUGGAGUCGAAAUGUACUGAUAAUCUUUCCAAAAUGGUUACGGGAGUGAUCAUGAAGAAAGAUAGUCGAAGGAUCUUGAGUAAUAUUACUCAGUUUCACACAGGCCAUGGCAACUUUGGCGCAUGGUUUAAAAAGUUUGGAAUUGAAAAGGAUAGUUACAACUGCAAAUGUGGAGAGCUGGAAACAGUUCAUCACAUUUUAGUUGAGUGUCCUUUGCUUGAAGAGGAAAGAAAAGGACUGAAACGGAUAUCUCCAGAGAUGGACAUGUCGACUCUCUUAAACAGUUUAACUGGCUUACAAGAGAUUGUAAGCUUUAUCUCUGCUUGGAGGGAUUAA
Messenger RNA from Magnusiomyces paraingens, 1617 nucleotides. RefSeq lists its product as uncharacterized. The record is from RefSeq and is a predicted model, not a curated record. Lineage: Eukaryota; Fungi; Ascomycota; Dipodascomycetes; Dipodascales; Dipodascaceae. The transcript has a single exon. The coding region runs from base 1 to 1617 and encodes 538 amino acids.